AAAACAAACGGCAAAGUUCAUGUUACGCACGCUUCCGGUCUCUCUGUCUCUUUCGUUUCCAUGGCAAUGACGACGGAGAAGAUGCUCCAGGCAACAUCCUAAUGACAUUCAUAACGACAAUGUUUGAUAAAAUUUUGUAGCCUGGAUUGAGUUUUUUUUUUGUUUUUAUAAAAGAUCACAACUCAGACAAUGGGGAAGAACUUGCGUCAGAAAGUGACAUGCUCCCCAAUACAAAACCAUCCAGGAUUCAUGUGGGGGCUAUUUGACAUUCUCAAGCAUAACCAUUGGCGUUACAUCAAGAAACGCCUUCCUCACAAACGACCCCUUGGUGCUGGUAGACGAAGUGAAUCUCCUGUUACAUCACCAGAUAGUAUACCCGUAUCUACUAAGAGCAAGGUGGAUGAUAAAUCAAAUGUAGACUCUGGGCAAAGACCAAAGAAGCCUCGUUCUUCUGCAGUUAAGUCCAAAGAGUCUCCUAAGAAGCAGCACAGUUCAGAGGACAAGUCCAAGAAUCUCAAUUCAGAAGAGAAGAGGAGAAGAACACAUUCUGAGAUCAAAAGAUCUGUCAAAGCUUUGGUUAAGUCACUUGUAAUAGAAGACAAGUCUAAGAGGAAGAAAGGUCGUCACUACAGAACCUCCACUUAUCCUAUCCAAUCAAACCCAAAUGAGAAAGCGUCGACGUUGAGUGAAGUAGGCGACUCUUCUGAAAAAGAUUCCUCAAACAAUAAGAUCGUCAUUUCAUCCUCCACUGGUUCCUUGAACCCGCUUUACCUCAUGUCCGAGGAAUCAAGCUACAGCGACAGCGAAGAGUUCAAGUUAGAGAACACCACCACCAUCCCAGUUGAUGAUGAAAGUGAUGAUCAUUCCAAGAAGAGGAAGGAGGAUGAGAGAUCAUCGCCUACACAGUCAAAAGCAUGUCUUGAUGCUCUCAAUCUGAUACACAUGAACAGAAACUUCUUGUUAAAAGUUUUGCAGGAUCCAGGCUCUCCACUAGCCAGGCAUUUCCAGAGAGAGCAAGCUUUUAGCUCCAAGACCAUGAAUAGAGCUGGAUCCUUUCCUGCUACUCAUCAUGGUAGCAACACAGAGGAUCAUAGUAAUAAUGUAGAUGUUACGAACGAAUCAGUGGAGAAACUUGCUGCUGAUGAAGAGGGUUACAAGAGGAAGAGAGGAAAGAACCACCAAGUGGUGAUCAAACGUUUCAAGGAUCUAAGACAGAAGAUAAAGCAUGUCAUCAUCAACGAGAACAAGAGCGAGAAACACCGUAUCACUAUGGAUGCUGUCUUAGACAAAGUGCCUCGAAAGUAUGGUUUUUCUAAAGAUUUGAGACAAGACAUCUUCUCUCGCAGUUCUUCUGCUAAGAAGGAAGGUGCGAAACCGAGGCAGAUAAGAAGGACAUCGUCUCUGUGUGGAUCGGUUGAUAGAUAUCUUCAGCUGUACGAAAAGAGCUUCCAAAAGAGUAAAAGCACUUCGGAGAAAUCGAAGGUGGUGGUGGAGUCUGAGGAGGAACCAGCGUUGUUGUCUUGUAAGAUAGUUCCUAAAGUAUUGGGAAGGAUUCUUUCGUUACCUGGAACCAAGUCUCCUUAUGCUUUGAAGACUGAGGACCUUUCUAGCCUUUUCGAAACUUCGAGUAGAUCAAUAGAGCAAGAACAAGAUGGUCUCGACGACAUUUCAGAGAUCUCAUCAGAAGAUCGCUCUCUGUCUUCAGAAGCAGGAAAUCCGACAAUGAUGGCUGAGACAGAACAAGACAGAGAAGUCUCUAGGCUUGAUGUUGAAACUGGACCAAAAUCUUUGUAUGAAUCAUCAGUAGACUGUCUAAUUUUUGAUGAAAAUGCUUCUGAGUCUCAUAUCUUACGAGAAUUGGAGGUACAACAGGACCCGGACACAGAGACUUGUGGAACAAGCAAACAGUUAGAAAGCAUAACAGCAGAAGCCAUAGACGAGUACCUUCAGAUAGACGCACAAGAUAAAGUUAAAUUCAACUAUGUAAGAGACAUUCUCGAGAUCUCUGGUUUCAACGCACCUCAAUCUCUCUCAAUGUGGCAAUUAGAUUACCAGCCGUUAGAUCCAUUAGUCUACCAAGAAAUGACCACAACAGGAUGUAUGAUCCAAGUUCCAGAAUAUUCAAGAAACUAUGAUAAUGAAGAGGAAGAAGGAGAAGGAGAAGAAGGUGGUAACUGCAACCGCUUGCUUCUCUUUGAUCUAAUCAACGAGGUGCUAAUCGAAAUCUACGAAAGGUCUUACCAUUACUGCCCUAAGCCAUUAUCGCCCCUAUGUAGAAUCCAUCCAAUGCCGUUGGGGUAUAGUGUUUUGAAAGAUGUUUGGGUUAGGAUAAACUGUUACUUGCGUUACAAGCCACAUGAUGAGCAGUCGUUUGAUGAGAUUAUGAGUAGUGAUUUGAGGAGAGAUGCUGGAUGGAUGGAUUUGCAGUUUGAGAGUGAGUGUGUUGGGAUUGAACUUGAGGAUUUGAUCUUUGAGGACCUUCUUGAAGAACUGCUUGUAUCCGGUUAAGAACUCUGAAUCACUCUUUUUAUUCUGUUUGAGUUGUUAUUUUUUUUGCUUGGAGUUUAAGGUACAUAAAAAGAAAACAUGUGUUUGUAUGAGGUUUUUAAAAUACUCCGUCAAAUUAACGCAGCUUCAAUAACCAACAUAGCCCGUCUAGCUCAGU
Messenger RNA from Raphanus sativus (radish), 2665 nucleotides. RefSeq lists its product as uncharacterized. The transcript has 5 exons. NCBI's taxonomy places the organism in Eukaryota, Viridiplantae, Streptophyta, Magnoliopsida, Brassicales, Brassicaceae. The record is from RefSeq and is a predicted model, not a curated record. Bases 190 to 2508 code for a protein of 772 amino acids.